AUGGCACCAACACUCCAACCCCGCCAAGUCGUAGUUACCGACAGUAGCGGAAGCAGCGGCGGAGGCCUCGACACCGGCGCCAUAGUCGGCAUUGUCAUCGGCACCAUCGCGGGCAUCCUCCUGCUCUGGUGGAUCAUCCGCUCCUGCACAAAGCCCAACCGCCGCCCUGACCCCGACAGACAAGGCUGGUACGACGACACUCCCCCUCGCCGGUCUAGGUCCAGGUCUACACACUCUCAUCGACACCACCAUCACCACGGACGCCAUCACAGCAGAAGCCACAGCAGAAGAAGGUCCACUUCUCGUCCUGUUAUACUGGAGAAGCCCGCGAGGGGUUACGCUAUCCCAGUCGCUCCGCAGCAGGCGUAUGUCUACCCCAGUGCGGGCCGGUCGAGGAGCAGGAGUCAGGGGAGAUAUCAUGCUUCUGGGUAUUAA
Molecule: messenger RNA, 435 nt
Organism: Podospora pseudocomata
Lineage: Eukaryota; Fungi; Ascomycota; Sordariomycetes; Sordariales; Podosporaceae
Exons: 1
Coding region: 1-435 (144 amino acids)
Source: RefSeq, a predicted model, not a curated record